UAAGAAAACAAAAUGUUGCUGUCAAUGAAUCAUCAAACAACACGACCCAAUUUCUUGCAUUUCCAUUCUUCUUGCCAUGGAAGAAGAAUUCCACACAAGCCACCUCUUCUUGUUUCUUUUCCUGCAAAAACGGAAUUCAAUCCCAAGUUCUUGCAUUGUUCUACAAAAUCUGUUUUUGUUUCUCCUGCAACAAUGGAAUUCAAUCCCAAGUUCUUGCAUUCUGCUAGUAAAUCAGUUCUUGUUUCUCCUGCAACAAUGAAAUUUCGUCCAAUGCUGUUUGCAUUGCCAAGAGACAAUGAAGAAUUUUCAUCUGACAAUGAAGAAGAAGAACCAAUAAUUCAAGAAGAGUUUGUCAGAAUUAGAGUAUGUGGUGCAUCGACGAUUUUGUCACAUAAUGGAGAGUAUGUGGUUAGAGAAGCCGAACUUGAAGAAGAGUUUAAGGCAUCAGCAGAGUUGAAAGCAGAAGGACUUUACGAAUAUCGAUCGCUUAACGAUGCUGUUCGUAGCUACGAAAAGGAGCAAAACGCGGAUUUGGAGUUUAAUGUGAUGAUGGGGCGAUAUGCGAGGAGUUAUUUAGAACCGUUCAUGUGCGUUAUUGCUGUAAGAAAGGAAGGCGAGAAUAUGCUUCAAAGCGUUAUUGGAACUCUGGAUCUUCGUGUCAAGUAUCUGUUAGAGGGGGAGACUUAUCCUGAGGAACUUGUGAAGCUCGGGAAUUUGUAUAGCAACUUCAAAAAAGGAGGAUCAGAGAAAUGUGGCAUAAUAACGAACGUAACUGUUGCUGAAAGUGCACGUCAGCAAGGCGUUGGAAGCAGCAUGCUGAAGUUUGCAAUUGAAGCUGCAAAAGAAAAAGGAGGUGUAAAGAAGAUAUUCUUACAAGUCGUUCGGGAUAACGAACCAGCAUUGGCACUAUACAGAAAGAUAGGAUUUGAGAUACUUGCAGAGGUGACUCCUCAGCUGGAAGAACAGAACCUAUACUUGUGCAGCUUAAAUCUCUAGUCUCAUUCUUUAAAACUUACAAAGGUUCUGUCCUAAAUGUAAAGCUCUGACAAUAGUAUUCAAUGAGAGCUAGCAUAAGAAAAAAUUACGUCCGCACAGUACCAUUCAUUGUAAAAUUCGUAUAAACA
Papaver somniferum (opium poppy) is the source of this 1124-nucleotide messenger RNA. RefSeq lists its product as uncharacterized. The record is from RefSeq and is a predicted model, not a curated record. Gene Ontology annotation, molecular function: acyltransferase activity, transferring groups other than amino-acyl groups. Lineage: Eukaryota; Viridiplantae; Streptophyta; Magnoliopsida; Ranunculales; Papaveraceae. Bases 13 to 996 code for a protein of 327 amino acids. The transcript is spliced from 10 exons.